Paramecium sonneborni is the source of this 1297-nucleotide messenger RNA. Lineage: Eukaryota; Ciliophora; Oligohymenophorea; Peniculida; Parameciidae. The record is from the annotation of a GenBank genome assembly.
AAUGAAAUUAGAUGAAAUAAAAAAUUGUUUCAAUUCUGAAAAUCAUUAUAGAGAGAUAAAGCAAGUCAGAGAUUAAAUUGUAGAAAACAAUAUGUAUAGAAAUUUCUAUAAUAAAAGUGAAAUAACUUAAAGAGUACUUUAAGCAGUAGGUAACAUUUUGGAUGAUGUUUAAUCGUUGCCAAUUUAGAGGGUAUUAUCUACUAGAGUAAUAUAUAAUCAAUUAUUCAGUUAGUGAAAGAAAUAAUGGAUUUUCAUAUUGCUUUGGUAAUUGAAAAAGUAUAAAUUAAAAUCAUUCCAAUUUAUGAACAAAUUCUAAUUGGUUAUUGUGAGAAAGGACAAAAAGCAAAGCAAUACUUUUCGGAAUAACCUGGUAGAUGCUAUAUAUAUAUAUUAAAGAUGAGUAACUCAUGGUUCUUGGUAACACAUUUAUUAGAUUGAUAAGUGAAUGUUUAUUUGUUUGGAAUAUCUGGCAUCCAAGCAUAGAUGGAUAAUAAUCAGCAUAUUCAAGAGUGUAAUAUAGAAAUUAUCUAUUUUAGAUAUAAUCAUUUAGUUGCAAAAGGAAUGCAAUUUCCUAAACUAUUUUAUUUUAGUUCUUAAAAAGUGAAGGAAUUCUAUAUUCAAUCUAAAGAAUAAAUCAAUAAUUCUCCAUUUGUUUACUCAAAUAAUAUUUAACCUGAUUUUUUCUAUAUUAAGAAAAGAUUAGAUGGAAACCAAUUCUAAAAAAAUGAUCUUAUUAUCAUUAGGAAUGAAUUACUUUGUAAUUUAUUCAAAAUAAUAUCUUUUAGCCUUAAAAAAUAGUCAACUUAAUCCUAGUUAAGAAAAAUUUAUUAAAAAUUUUGAAAUAGCUUUUAAAGACUUUGAAAAAACUUAAAGAUUUGAUGAAUUAUAAAUUACAAUUUAAUCAAUGUAAAGUUUUCAAUUUCAUUUUUAAGUUGUUUAGAGUUUGAUGAUGAAGUUUUUGAUAAAUAAGCAGCCAUGGAUGCAUUUUAAAAGAGGUAUCAUUCAAAUUAAAGCAAUUUUACACCAUCCAAAUUAUAAGGAGCAGGUGGAUAUUCUACUGAUAAGAUUAGUCAAUUUUAUUCUCAUGGAAGUAUGAGUGUAAUAAAUAUAUUUGAUAUUCAUGUAGUCACAAAAUUCCUCACCUAAUGAUUAGAAAUAGUAAUUACAAAUUUUAAAUGAAAAAAAUAGAAAAAUUGAAUAGUUGUUAUUAGAAAACUCUCUUAUGUAGAAAUAAAUCAAAAACUUUGAAGAUUAGAUUCACAGUCUCAAACAAAAUCUAUCCUAAAAUAGUGAGUGA